AUGGUCGCUAAAGGAAAGGCCGCGAAGAAGGAGGAGGUCAUCGAGAAGAAGGAGGAAGAAAAGAAGAUCAACACCGAGGAAUCUGGAGACUCCUCCGACGACGAGAACGUCCCCGACCUCGAGGAGGGCGAACUCAACGAGGACCAGAAGAGGCUCGCGGAGGCCAUCGGUGGUGACCAAAUCGACAAGGCCGGCAAGCAGAGCCGCUCGGAGAAGAAGGCCCGCAAGCUCUUCUCCAAGCUCGGGCUGAAGCCCGUGCACGGUGUCUCGCGCGUCUGCAUCCGCAAGUCCAAGAACAUCCUCUUCGUCAUCAACAAGCCCGACGUGUACAAGAGCCCCGGCUCGGACACCUACAUCGUCUUCGGCGAGGCCAAGAUCGAGGAUCUGUCGCAACACGCCCAGAUGAGCGCCCUGGACCGCAUCAAGCCGACCGAUGAGCCGGCUGCUCGUCUCCCCCCUGUCCAAGAGGACGAGGAUGACGCUGCUGAGGAAGACCCGGGCACGAUCGAGGAGAAGGACAUCGAGCUGGUCAUGUCCCAAGCGACCGUAUCCCGUAACAAAGCCAUAAGAGCCCUCAAACAAUCCGACAACGACAUCGUCAACGCCAUCAUGAGUUUAACAAUG
Mesorhabditis spiculigera is the source of this 624-nucleotide messenger RNA. Lineage: Eukaryota; Metazoa; Nematoda; Chromadorea; Rhabditida; Rhabditidae. The record is from the annotation of a GenBank genome assembly.